Messenger RNA from Neurospora tetraspora, 1755 nucleotides. RefSeq lists its product as uncharacterized. Lineage: Eukaryota; Fungi; Ascomycota; Sordariomycetes; Sordariales; Sordariaceae. Gene Ontology annotation, molecular function: pyridoxal phosphate binding; molybdenum ion binding; catalytic activity. The record is from RefSeq and is a predicted model, not a curated record. The transcript has 2 exons. Bases 281 to 1690 code for a protein of 469 amino acids.
CGAUCGUACACGCUAAACCAGAACAGGUAAUUUCAAGAGCACCCUGACUCCUCUUUCCCGGGGCUGGACCGGGAGCGCUAACAAUUAUCUACCGACGCCGAGAAGUUCGACAGCACAGGGCAUAAACUCACCCAGCUGAACUUGUAUGAGGCAAACAUCUUUCUUUCAUAACCAACCGGCCUGGGGUCAAAGUGAUAACCACUCGCGCGCCCUUUAUCGUAUUCACUUUCUCACACUUUGACACCCAAAGACAGCAAGCAGACAAGUGAAAACCGCAGCCAUGAAGAUCACACAGCUCUACGUCUACCCCAUAAAAGCCCUCCGCCCCAUCCCCCUCCAACACGCCCAACUCACCCCCCAAGGCAUCAAAUAUGACCGCACCUUCAUGCUCUACCACGUCAAAACCAAAGCCGACGGCAGCUCCAUGUCCACCGAGUUGAAGAAGAUGCAACUCUCUUCCUACCCGCAAUGCGCCCUCUUCGAACAGACCAUCCUCUCGCGCGAAGACAGCCAGAAGGAGGUUCUCGUGAAAUGGCACGCUCCGUCUCUGCCCACCGGGGGCAGUGAAGGUGGAGAGGAGCUGGAGCAGGAGCAGGCAGAGAGGGAAAAGCUAAAGAGGCUGGAAGCGGAGACGAUUACCGUUGAGCUCGAUCCGCCGCCGAGGAUUGAGGAGCUGGAGAAGGUAGAGGUGGAUUUGCAUGGGAGCCCGACGACGUGCUACAAGGUCGGGGAGGAGUAUGAUCGGUGGUUUUCGGAGCGGUUUGGGUUUGAGGUUGUUUUUGUUUAUCUUGGGGAUGGGAAAAGGCAGAUUUUGGGGACGAGUUUGCUACCGCCGACGACAGCAUCGGGAGCGCACUCACACUCACACGCUAGCUCGCGGCGUCAGUCCGGAAAAUUGACCCCCCAGCAGCAGCAGCAACAACAUCCGCAGCAAAAGUCCGGAGGAGGAGGGGGAUGGCUCUCCAGCCUAGCGAGUUUAACCUCCUGGUUCCCCACCGUCCCGAUCUCCGUUCCUGGGUUCGUCGCCAUCCAAGCAGAACGCGAAGAAGAGGAACAACAACCGAAGCCGUGGAUUACGUUUACCGACGUGGCGCCUUUGCUGAUCACCUCAGAAUCUUCCCUCUCUAACGUCUCCGCCCGCCUCGCCCCUGAAACGACCGAAUCCACCGAAUCUACCGAAUCCACACACCCUCAGGUCCCAAUGUAUAAAAUGCGCCCUAACCUCGUCCUAGACGGUAAAGGGGAGGAAGCUUGGGCAGAGGAUUACUGGGGUGAACUUGUCGUUACUUCUUCCGCGAAGUCUUCACCAGCAACAGAAGCGAACGGGACUACCACGAGGAUCAAGAAAACGAAAACCAAACUCCACCUCACAGGCAACUGCGCCCGCUGCACCAGUCUAAACGUCGACUAUGACACGGGCAAGACGGCCAAAGGGGAGAUGGGGACUGUACUCAAGAAGCUGAUGAAGGAUCGGAGAGUAGAUCCGGGGAUGAAGUGGAGUCCUGUGUUUGGACGGUAUGGGUUUGUGGGGGAGACGGCUGUUGAUGAGGACGGGGAGGAGCAGGACAUGGAGGAAGGGGAGGAGGAGCGAGAAGAGGACAUGGAGCGGGAAGUGUGGAUUAGUGUGGGCGAUGAGGUGCAGGUGACGAAGAGGAAUGAGGAGAGGACGGUUAUGGAUUGGCCGUUUUAGGUGCCUUCCUACGCGCGUGAAAGGGCUGAGGGGGCAUGGGAAUCAUGAAGAUGGGCUGAGGGAGG